AUGGAAGUGUCCAAAGGAACAGGGAGAAACAGGGUAGUUCUGUUUAGAGGAGUUGAGUGUAAAAUCGGGGAAAAACAGAGGGGAUUAAGUAAAAGUGAUCAAUUGAUUUGGCUCAUGCAGAAGAUGGGUUCCUCGGAAAACAAGAAAAGAGAUGGAGAAGUGAGGAAUAGACAUGAAAGAGAAGUGUAA
This is a messenger RNA of Sphenostylis stenocarpa, 189 nucleotides long. NCBI's taxonomy places the organism in Eukaryota, Viridiplantae, Streptophyta, Magnoliopsida, Fabales, Fabaceae. The record is from the annotation of a GenBank genome assembly.